AUGAGUGAGGUGGUUUGCACAAAGUCCCAAGAGGAGUAUGAAGACGACUUUGAGAAAGAUCUGGACUGGCUGAUUAGAGAGGAAAGCCGGAGUGAGGACCAGGGUCCUGACUAUGAUGACAUUGAGGCAGAAAUUGACAAAGAACUGGAGGAGGAUGAGAAACAGCAAAGAAUGAAACAAAAGGACAAAAGCUACAAAGAAGAGAAGAAAGGCAGCAAAACAGAGGAGGUGGAAGAAGAUGAAGAGAGGUGGCCUUCACCUAUGGAGCCAUUGGAAUAUGACUCUGACAGAGAUAGCCCAACUAAGUCAUCGCCUGUAGUCCCACCUCCUCCAGGGAUGGAUGACCAGACAGAAGAGGAGAAGAAGUACAUUCUGGAGAAGAUCCAGCAAGCUAACCGGGAGCUGCAGGACCAGGAAGCUCCAGAUAUGACAAGGCGCAGGCGGUUACAUUUUAAAGAAACGCUAGUGGACCUAGUGGUGCCUCCACUGCAGUUUGAGAAAGAUAGAAAAAGCAGUGUGGUGGAAGGGGGAAAGGAGAACAAGGAUAGAGAAAAGGAUACAGAGCUAGAGACUGAAGUGUCAGGGAAACUGUCUGAGUUAAAGCUUUCCCCUCGGGAGGAAAGUGUAGGAUCUGGAAGAUCUGGCAGGGCUGUGGAGAGCAGUGAUGGAGGGCAGGGGAUAAAGGAGGGCAGAGUCCUUGUGGAAAAAGAUGGGAAAUUUCACCUGGUCAGCUUGAAAGAGGUGGAGAGUCAAGGACUUCUCCCUCCUAUUGCAAACAACUACAAUGAAUACUCACGCUCCUCUCCACAUCUCCAGGAGCAGACUGUGAGCUCCAGUAAGGUCCACAAUUCCUCCGCCUCUCCUCGUUCUCGUGCCGGCUCUUCCUCCUUCCAGCAGGGUGUCGAUCACCUCCGGGCCCCCAGACCUCCAGCGCAGCCCAGGAGCAGGCCCAGCUCAGCCAGCCACAGUCAGAGAGGCACCCAGAGGAGAGGCAGCAAACGACGUGUGCAGUCAGCCACUGGGACACCCUUCCAGGCCACUUACACCCUCUCCCCCCAGCAGAAAGAGCUGCUGCACAGGAUCCAGGACAGGAAGGAGAGGUUGGCCAGAGAGGCAGAGCAGAGGAAACAUGAGGAAGAGGAGCAGAAGAAGCAGGAGAACGAGCUGGCAUUCAAAGCCUGGCUAAUGAGGAAGAGAGAGCAGCUUCAGGAGGAGAGAAGGAUCCACCGAGCUCAGGAGAUGGAGAGGAUGAAUUCUAAGAAGGACUCUUCACACAGUGACUCGGAGGAGGCCUUCAAGCUGUGGCUUCAGAGGAAGCAGGAACAGCAGCAGAAAGAGAAACAGCUGGUGGAGCUGAAGAAGCUGGAGGAGGACAGUGGUUACCUCCUACGCAGCCGCGAGGAGUGUGAACAUGCCUUCAAACUGUGGGUGAAGCGAAAGCGGGCGGAAAAGCGAGCGGAGCAGCAGGCGGCUCGAGAGCGCUCCCGCAGGCUGGUGCUGGAGGAGAGACGAGCGCGACGCAUGCGGGACCUGAUGUGUACUGUCAAUGAAGCCAAGCCAUUCAGAUUCACUGAGCAGCUGGCCUACCGCUUCUGAACCAAGCACACCCAGCAAGACUGCUGAAUUCACACAGCACCAUCUAAAACUGGAUUGAAUUUGGCUGAAUCUGUUGAAUCUGUUCAUACAGUAAUUUAACCAUAGGCUGGACAACACAAAAACCUGGUGUGGAACAUAAUACAUCAAUUAUUGUGUUCAGUUUGUUUUAUCAUUUCUAUUUCUCUGCUGUGUUAAAGCACAUUUCUUAAAAAAGUGACCUCUACACAGUGACCUCUACUCAGGUUGAACAUAUCUGGGUAAAUAAUUCA
This is a messenger RNA of Toxotes jaculatrix (banded archerfish), 1865 nucleotides long. RefSeq names its product coiled-coil domain containing 181 (gene ccdc181). The record is from RefSeq and is a predicted model, not a curated record. The transcript is spliced from 5 exons. Gene Ontology annotation, molecular function: microtubule binding. Lineage: Eukaryota; Metazoa; Chordata; Actinopteri; Toxotidae. Bases 1 to 1596 code for a protein of 531 amino acids.